Dentiscutata erythropus is the source of this 375-nucleotide messenger RNA. NCBI's taxonomy places the organism in Eukaryota, Fungi, Glomeromycota, Glomeromycetes, Diversisporales, Gigasporaceae. The record is from the annotation of a GenBank genome assembly.
AACCUCACGUCCCAAUUAAAGAAUCAAUUGCUCAACAGUUUCAAAAUCGAAGAGUACAUGCAGUUUCAGUUGAUUAUGACGACUCCAAAUUCUAAAAAAACAGUACUUAAAAAUCCCGAAUGUGCUAAUGGCUUUGCGGCUGCUAUUUUCCAUGCCUAUAAUAAACAUCAACAUUUGCGUUUGAGUCCUGAUGAUGUCUGGCUUACAAUUGCUCAAGGUGUUAGUCGUCAUAUUAAUUUUAAUGCUGAAAAUUUUCGAUCAAGGUUUGUUAAACAUGAAGGAAAAGAAGACAUUUAUGUAGAUGUUACAGGUGUUAUAGGCUCAAAUCUUGAAGGAAAUUGGCCAGAAGUUGUAAAUAGAUUUGUAGACAGCUAG